UUUAAUUUAUGAAAAAAGGAUUAGUUCGUCUCUGUUCUAGCCAUUUAUUAAAACAAUCAAAGUUAUUUAGCACAAACAAUCGUUUAGCUUUUAGAUUUUGCUCAGGGAAAUAAGAAAAGCAUGAAUUCAAGGCAGAAACCAAGAAAUUGCUUGACAUUGUUGCUAAAUCAAUUUACACAGAUAAGGAUGUAUUCUUGAGAGAAUUAUUGUCUAAUGCUUCAGAUGCAUUGGAAAAACAAAGAUUUUUAGCAACACAAAAGGGAGAGCAAGUUCCAUCAGAUCUAGAAAUAAAGAUCGAAUUAGAUGAAUAAAAGAGAACAAUUACAAUCGAAGUAAAUAAGUAUAUUCUAUUGAAAAGGAUUCAGGAAUAGGUAUGACAAAACAAGAAAUGAUUGAUAAUCUUGGAACAAUAGCAAGAAGUGGAUCAAAAUAAUUUUUGGAAUAAGUUGGAACAUAAAUGAAUGAUAAGAUUAUUGGUUAAUUUGGAGUUGGAUUUUAUUCAUCAUUUAUUGUUGGAGACACAGUUGAAGUUGUAAGUAAAAGUGAAAGAUCAGAUAAAACUUAUCUUUGGGUUUCAGAUGGAACUGGAACAUUUUAAAUUUCAGAAGCUAAAGAUUUUUUCUAAGGCAGAGGAACUAAAAUAACUAUUCAUCUUAAACCAGAUUAAGCUAAUUUUUGUAAAAAAACUGAAGUCUUAAAAACAAUAUAAAGAUAUUCUAAUUUUAUUAAUUAUCCAAUCAUUGUGAACGGAGAGAGAUAGAAUAUUGUGUCAGCAAUCUGGGUGAGAAAUAAGAAUGAAAUCACUCCAGAAGAUUAUAAUAAAUUCUAUGAAUACAUAUCUAAUUCUAAACUUGCAUAUAAAUACAAACUUCACUAUUCUACAGAUGCUCCCUUGUCCAUUAAAGCAUUGUUGUAUAUACCACNAAGAGUAAUUUGUUAAUAUGUUCCAAAUUGA
This is a messenger RNA of Paramecium sonneborni, 955 nucleotides long. NCBI's taxonomy places the organism in Eukaryota, Ciliophora, Oligohymenophorea, Peniculida, Parameciidae. The record is from the annotation of a GenBank genome assembly.